AUGGAGGAAAUUGUCGUGCAAUCUGCGACUGAAUCCUACACGCACCAUGGAGCUACAAGCUCUAACGCAAACCCUGCUGCUUUUACCUCUGAGGCCUAUUUGGAAACAGUCGGUGACGUGCUUGCCCAGAUGGACAGCACUUCUUGCUGUACCAGCAGCGAUUUUGGACCGGAAACAUCAUCUUUUAUACCGGUGAAAGAGUCCACAGCAGUAGAAUUAGACACGACGAUCAACAUUGGGACAGCUGGGACAUCAGCUACCCGGUCAUUAUUCGAAGCGCCAAUUCCCGCAACUUUCCGACUCUCCAUGCUCACCGAAGCUUCAGCCGACUCACCGCCAACGUCGUGCCAUGAAGCUGGAAAUGAAGCGGACACAGCCGCUCCCCAAGCAACUGGCAAUUAUGCCCACUUGACACCAGAGACAACCCUUGAUACCCAUAGCGGAGCCAUCACCUCGCCUUCUGGGCGGGAGCAACAAAACAUCCCGCCACGCGUUUCACUGAGAGGCAGUCUUCCAGCCUGGCUGGAAUGUUGUCGAUCGCGGUCAGCUAGCAACGGGAGAACCCAAGAGGGCUUCGAUCCUGUCAUGAUUGCGCCAGGGAUCUCUGACUCCACGAUGCAGUCGACUGGAGAUGAUCCAACGUCUCCGGCAUCAGCAUCAUCUGCAACAACACCAUCACGAGAAAGCGGAUACAGCGUUACACCUGGUAUUGAUCGACUCGUCCUUGGACCAACCAUCCCCGGGAAAACAACAGUCCCUAGCGUCGAGGAACCUAAGAUCAACUCAGGAGGCGAAGCUGAGCCUGAAGCCAUUGCUGAACCCUCUUCGACCAGCUGCAUGUCAUCGCUGGCGCCUCAAAGUGUCGUAGGCUUUGAUAACACAGCCCUUAUCUCCCUGACGGCUCCUCCAUCUCCAGCCCCUUCAACUCCAGUCCUCCGCCGGUCCCGCAGGGGCACGGCCCCUAUUGGUGGCUAUGCUGAGGUUGAUUCUGAUACCGAAAGCAAUGCUAGUGGGAGUCCGACCGCGUCUUCAGGUGACGACAGACCGUUUGGCAGGAGGAGCAGUCCCCUUGGCUCUCUUGGCCAGCCCGGAAACAUCGACUCAAGCUCUAACAACGAGAAGGUCGCGGCGGGUAGCAGAGCCUAUGAAGCAGACUGA
Messenger RNA from Colletotrichum abscissum, 1158 nucleotides. RefSeq lists its product as uncharacterized. Bases 1 to 1158 code for a protein of 385 amino acids. NCBI's taxonomy places the organism in Eukaryota, Fungi, Ascomycota, Sordariomycetes, Glomerellales, Glomerellaceae. The transcript has 2 exons. The record is from RefSeq and is a predicted model, not a curated record.